GCCUGAGGGGAAGCCUGUCGAUGUGGUAUUUGUACCCCUUCUCCUCACCCUGUAUUCCGGGCGUACUUAUCACUGUUGCCACCGGAUGUUCGUCUACAUAUAUAACUUAUGGUCACCCUCUGCCGUGUAACCUCCACAACACUCUACUGCCUGCCGUACAUCCAUGUAUUACUACUACUCUUCAAUCAAGGACCAGCACGUCUCGCUUGGGAACUACAGAGCAACCGUCCCGGAUCUAAGGAGAAACAUACGCUCCACCGGUAUUUUAAGUUGCACGGCGUGUGCCGCCUAGGCAAAUCACAUACCAUCUCGGCUCGUACCGAAGGGUGGUGCCAGCAGGACGCCAAUCCCGUGUCAGAAUCGAGACCCUUUACGUCUUGACCGAGUCUGGCCGCCACAGGCAGAAAAGCCUUUCUUCGGAUAUCUAAGCGAGAAAGACAUGCAGACAUAGACUUCGGUGGGCGUUCGACUACGCAAGCCGAGGCGGGAAAUCAGGCCCAGAGA
This is a messenger RNA of Daldinia decipiens, 504 nucleotides long. RefSeq lists its product as uncharacterized. The transcript has 3 exons. The record is from RefSeq and is a predicted model, not a curated record. Bases 109 to 381 code for a protein of 90 amino acids. Lineage: Eukaryota; Fungi; Ascomycota; Sordariomycetes; Xylariales; Hypoxylaceae.